AUGACUAUUGACACCGCACUCGAUGCUGGCGACAACGGGAUGGCGUCGGUCACGGAUGGCCUCCUCCAGUCCAACUCAGAAAACAGCGCAACGCUUCCCGUGGGAAGAAAUGUUUUCUUGACUCUGACAGAUGAUGCGCUCAUUCUUGCUGAUAAAGGCAUCAAGUCGAAGUCACAGCGCUGUUGCCGCAGUUUUCCAAUCCCUGGCUCCGCUUCGCAAUCUAUCCCGUAUUUCAACAUCCUCUGGGUUGAACUCUCUGACGACUAUAUUACGAUUAAAUAUGCCGACCAAGUUACCAAGAAAGAUGUCACCCUUCGUUCAGUGAAAUAUUCAGUCAACCUUGAGAAUAAAUCAAAAGCCAAAACAUGGACCCAGGAACUUCUCGACUCGGCCUACGGCAAAGCGCAACGGCAAAAGCGCAUUAAAGUCCUCAUAAACCCCUUUGGUGGAAAAGGCCACGCCCCAAGAGAUUACCUCAGAUACGUCGAGCCAAUUUUCGCAGCCGCUAAAUGCCAAGUCGAUGUCGAAUCAACAAGUCACAGAGGGCACGCAGUCGACAUCGUGGAGAAGCUUGACGUCAAUGCAUAUGAUGUUGUCGUAGCCUGUUCGGGAGAUGGUAUACCUUACGAGAUCUUUAAUGGGCUAGCCAAGAAGCCAAAUGCGAGCGAAGCUCUGCGGAAAAUUGCCGUGGCUCACAUACCUUGCGGGUCGGGAAACGCAAUGAGCUGGAAUCUCAAUGGAACUGGCAGGGCCAGUCUGGCCGCCGUUUCUAUUGUCAAGGGCUUGAGAACUCCACUUGAUUUAGUCUCCAUCACUCAAGGUGAUAAACGCACAGUGUCAUUUUUAUCCCAAUCUUUUGGUAUUAUAGCUGAAUUAGACCUGGGUACCGAGAAUAUCCGGUGGAUGGGCUCCGCGCGAUUCACAUACGGAUUCCUGGUACGACUGCUUGGAAAACCAGUCUAUCCCUGCGACCUUGCUAUUAAGGUCGAACUCGAUAAUAAAGAAUUGAUCAAAGAUCACUACCGCGCUGGAUCCCAAAGAAGAAGCCUUGACCAACUACGCGAUGAAGAAUCAUCAGACGCUGUCGGCCUCCCACCAUUACGGUAUGGCACCGUGAACGACCCGCUACCCGAUGGCUGGACUCUGGUGCCACACGAUAAACUGGGCAAUUUCUACGCGGGCAACAUGGCAUAUAUGGCUGCGGACACCAACUUCUUUCCCGCCGCACUCCCCAACGACGGAUGUAUGGAUCUCAUCACAGUGAACGGCGACAUUAGUCGACGGACUGCAAUCCAGAUGCUUAUGUCUGUUGACGAUGGCGCGUUCUUCGAUAUGCCCGAGGUCAACGUGCGGAAGGUUACUGGCUACAGGGUUAUCCCCAGGGACCGGAAAGAAGGAUACAUCAGUAUUGAUGGGGAGCAGGUGCCAUUUGAGCCUUUCCAAGCGGAAGUCCAUAAAGGACUUGGAACGGUCCUAUCCAAAUCUGGAUACAAAUAUGAAACUAACGGAUUGAAGUGA
This is a messenger RNA of Histoplasma mississippiense, 1518 nucleotides long. RefSeq lists its product as hypothetical. Lineage: Eukaryota; Fungi; Ascomycota; Eurotiomycetes; Onygenales; Ajellomycetaceae. Gene Ontology annotation, cellular component: membrane; cytoplasm; intracellular membrane-bounded organelle. The record is from RefSeq and is a predicted model, not a curated record. The transcript is spliced from 3 exons. Bases 1 to 1518 code for a protein of 505 amino acids. Gene Ontology annotation, biological process: sphingosine biosynthetic process.